AUGAAAGGCACCUCGUUAGGGGGUCAGAGUUCAGUACAUCCGGUCUGUAGGUUAAAAUGUCCUAACAACCUGUCACUUUUAAAUAUUGUCUUUGAAACGACAGUAUUCCAUCAAACGAAAUAAUGGCUGUGCUAUCAAACUGUUCACGGGAGGGACAAUGGUUCAUGCUAUGUAUCAUUUUCUCUGCGCUUUUCUUUUUUGCUGAUGGGAAAGAAUGCAAGAAGAUUAAUUCCUGCUCAUGUCAACAGGAUGAUGGUGGGAUUAUCGACCUGUCUCCCAUUUCUAAAAAGGAUGGAACGGCUUGGUUUUCUUCAGUAAAAGACACAAUAACCAUUGCGAACCGAUUCUACUGGAACCCGUGCAUCAGCUUCACUGAGGAAGCAUGUGUCAAUGUGGCGGUAUGUAGGGAAGAAAGUAUGAUACCUAAUUCUACUUACUAUGACGUAGGAACACAGGAUUCCGCAUUCUUCAUAUAUAGAAACGAUGCUGACCUAGUUCUAGGUUACCAAGGAGUGAACAGUACGACCAUCGUUACGCUGUACUGCACAGGGAAUGCCGUAGACAAUCUGACAGUAAUUGGGGAGUCCAUCGAGGGAUCAGCCAUUUACAACAUGGAGCUUAGGAGUAUCCACGCAUGUGCAUUUUAUCCUAUAUACCCACCUUCCCAAGAUGGCAGUGGACUGUCGGCUGGGUGGGUGGUAUUCAUAGUGUUGUUGGUGCUGUUAUGUGCCUACUUCCUGGUAGGAACUGUCUACAACAUAGUGUACAAAAAGGCAGAGGGGGCGGACGCCAUUCCCCACAUUGCCCUGAUAAUGGGCGGCUGUUCUUACGUCAAGGGUUGCUGUUCUAAGCAAGACAAGAGUCGUUCCCAAUAUUCGAGCGUAUGAUGAUCACUAGAAAUUAACUCUGUCCAGACUAUUCAGCAAGCAGUUCGUAGAUGGAAAGAUCUUAAGUGACAUUGUGACAAUUUCAAUAUUUGAACGUGCUCAAAGUGCCAUUGCGAGAGUCAUUAAAUGAACAUGAAUUGUACGAUUAAUAUUGUUUGAAAAGGUCAAGCAUGUACAUAUACUUAUAUAUUUAUUAUACAUCCGGUACGUGUCAAUAAUAAUAAAUGCACUGUUUUCAAUAGUUCCUGUGAUGUAGCUAUGACAUUUGUGUGUAAGUGAGUUCUUUCCAGAAAUGUUUUAAAGGGUUGAAAAGUUAAAUACAUCUGUUUGGAACACCUUGCGGCUUUGCGUACUUUAUGCAAAAUCGUUACAAGCAAAUUAGGUAUGCAGAUCCACCGGCAUCCGUUAGUGACUUGAUGCAAUAUCACUUGUACUGGAUCUAAUGCCUGUGAUGUUUAUUAGAAUAUUCCUUCUUCUGUUUUUACAAUGAUGCCAUAAACAUUUUGUCGGAUUAUAUUUCAGUUGUCUUUGACUUCAUUGUGACUAUGGCAUAUCACUACCGGAUAUGUUUUUUAAUACUGUAUACAAAAAGAUCAUCAAGCCCAUUAGUGUCUAUCCUAUGUAAGUACGACUGAUAAAUAUAUUCUACACGAUGGUUUAGAAUUUCGGUCAGAACCGAGGCUUUACCGUGAUACUAAGCCCGACUCUUCACCUGAGUGUAAAAUGUUCCUCUCCCCCAUCACUAUUGACUAUUUUUCUCUCACCUCUUACCUGAUAAUUUGGUGAACAUCGACAAUGACAUUUCGCAAGAAAUAAUAAAGAUAGCAGAUUUGUUUUUGAUAAGGUAGAAUUUAUGGUAUACGGAGAAUACUUUAAAGUAAAAGCAAUUUCUAGCAAAACCAUCGAAGCAAUUGAGUUUAUUAAAAGAUUGAAUACCUCGGUGAUCCGAUGUCAGAUAUCGAAUGAAUUUCGGCAAAAGACGUCAUUAAAUGACGUGUCACGCAAUAAAAUGACGUCAUGUUUGAGAAUAUCAGCCGACAUGACAAUGGAAUUUUGAACGUGAAACUUCUUUAGCUUAGCUACCGAACUAGGUUAAACUAGUUGCACCUACAUUAGAACAUACACUGAAGUGGUACAAAAUAAGGAAUGUUGUCGAUAUGAAUACUUCAUCACUCACUUCGUAAGAUAUACAUAUAUAUAUAACUGCAUCGUAUAUUGUGACCUUAUACUGUGUCUUAUUGAAUGGUAUGGUUAUUAAAUGGUAUGGUUAUUAAAUGUUGUUACGUCUUGAUGUUUACAAAAACUACGAAAGCCUAUUAGGGGCACUUACAAGAAAAUAACGCGUAAUAACACGAAAUAAACACAUUCUUACGCCAAAUAACACGUUAACUUGCAAAUAGUCACGUUAUAACAUGAACAAAUGCGUACUAAUAGGCUUUCGUAUACAUUACCGGUAUGAAUAAAGUAUGUGAAAUUAAUAGAUAAAAUAAAAACAAA
Molecule: messenger RNA, 2384 nt
Organism: Mizuhopecten yessoensis (Yesso scallop)
Lineage: Eukaryota; Metazoa; Mollusca; Bivalvia; Pectinida; Pectinidae
Exons: 7
Coding region: 123-887 (254 amino acids)
Cellular component (GO): trans-Golgi network
Source: RefSeq, a predicted model, not a curated record